This is a messenger RNA of Stylonychia lemnae, 681 nucleotides long. The record is from the annotation of a GenBank genome assembly. NCBI's taxonomy places the organism in Eukaryota, Ciliophora, Spirotrichea, Sporadotrichida, Oxytrichidae.
AUGAGUAAGUUGCAAGCAGUUUAGUAAGAGUUGAAGACUAUCAAUCCAAAGAUAUCUACUAAGAUCGUUCAAGCUGACUUUACUGGCAACGCUAAUGUCUAAUUCUACCAGAACAUUUAUGACUAGGUCAAGGAUCUGGACAUUUCGAUUCUAGUAAACAAUGCAGGCGUCAUGCUCAACGGAAGGGUUGAUCUGAUUAAUCCCAAGGCACUAACCGAUACAAUUGACGUCAAUGUUGUAUAGGUAUGCAUGAUGACCUCACAAUUUCUACCAAAGCUACUUCAAAGAUAACCAAGAAGUGCUAUCAUUAAUGUUUCUAGUUUAAUUGGCUACUAAGAUGCUAAUGCUGGCUCUGGCAUUUACUGCGCUUCUAAAGCCUAUGUAAAUUUUUUCACCAGCGCAUUUACCGAAGAAGUAAAGGAAAAAAUAGAUAUAUAGCUGAUGACUCCAGGUAUGGCGCAAACUAACCUUUGUGGAGAAAUUUCCUAGUCAAAUUUAUUGGGUUUAUCUGCAGUCAGUGUUGUUUAUGGAAGUAUUAGAGAUUUAGGAUAUGAAGCUUAGACUUCUGGUCACUGGUCCCAUGAAGUUCAAUUGCCAUUUUUAAAGCUCUUGUCUUAGAUAUCGAUAUUUCAUGCAGUUACUGAUUAUUGGUUCGGAAGAAAAUAUCUUUACAAUAAUUGA